AUGUCAACAGGCAUGGAUCAACGUGAGCUUGAGUCAUGCAUCAAGCAGCUCAACAAGAUCGUCCAGGCAAACGAGCCUCCUGCGACCGCCUUAGCACUCCUUGAGCGUCUGAAGAAGGAGGCUGCUCCCACGGAAGAGAUGCUCAGGUCUAGCAGAGCUGGUGUCUUCGUUGGCAAGCUUCGGUCGAACUCGAACAAGGAAAUCGCCCGCGCCGCGACGGAACUCGUCCACAAAUGGAAGAAACUCGUCGAGGCCGAGAAGCAGGGCAAGAUAAAGAAGCAGUCGUCCCCCGCCGCUCCCUCCCCGACCCAGGCCCCCGCACCGAAGCCCUCUUCGUCGAAUGCGAUGAAUCAGCCUUUCAAAGGCAAUCCCGAGCUCCGUCGCGCCAAAUCCGAUGGCUGCGAUACCAAGCGUACCGGCGAUGAAACGCGCGACUCCUGUAUCGAGUUGAUCUACAACGGUCUCGCCUACCGGUCUACUGCCUCCGUCACCGAUGUUCUCGCCAAAGCCGUUGCCGUCGAGCACGCUGCGUUCAGCCACUACAAGGGUGUCACCAAGGAGUAUCGUGAGAAGCUACGCUCCCUGUUUAGCAAUCUUAAAGUCAAGAGCAACCGCCAGCUCGGUGUUAAUGUCAUGGAGGGCAAGAUCGCUCCUGAACGCUUCGUCGUCAUGACCCACGAGGAGCUCAAGUCGGAGGAACAGCGCAAAAAGGAAGACGCUCUUCAACUUGAGAACAUGAAGAAGGCACAGGUCCCCAUGGCCGAGAAGAGCAUCAGCGACGCUCUCAAGUGCGGCAAGUGUGGUCAGAAGAAGGUUAGCUACAGCCAGGCGCAGACGCGCAGCGCUGAUGAACCGAUGACAACAUUCUGCGAGUGCACUGUUUGCGGUAAUCGCUGGAAGUUCUCUUGA
This is a messenger RNA of Colletotrichum higginsianum IMI 349063, 909 nucleotides long. RefSeq names its product Transcription elongation factor S-II. Gene Ontology annotation, biological process: DNA-templated transcription; regulation of mRNA 3'-end processing; transcription elongation by RNA polymerase I. Bases 1 to 909 code for a protein of 302 amino acids. The transcript is spliced from 3 exons. Gene Ontology annotation, cellular component: nucleus. The record is from RefSeq and is a predicted model, not a curated record. Lineage: Eukaryota; Fungi; Ascomycota; Sordariomycetes; Glomerellales; Glomerellaceae. Gene Ontology annotation, molecular function: zinc ion binding; RNA polymerase II transcription regulatory region sequence-specific DNA binding.